ACAGUUGACGUUUACAUUAGAAUAAUGGUUGACACAAAAAUAGUUUUGAUAAAUAUUUGGAAACAAAACUAAUUCAAUUGUUAAAAUGGUUGAAACGUGAUAGUAAUGCCAUGAAUUCUUUUCGGUGUUUUAAAUUGAACUUAAACAUGUUACAUAAUUACAGAAAGUUAUAGUGGUAUAUCUUUCUUUGUCAUGAAAAUAGUUUUUCUAUAUUAUCGAUCGAUUACGAAAGACUAUUCAACUAUAUGUAUGUUAUUUUAUACAUAACAGCCGAUUUUAAUUUAACGAUAUCUUAUAUUAUAAUAGCUUUUACGCUAGUCCUCUGUAAGAAGUUAUUGUUUUCGGUUUGCUAACGUGGUAAACGAAUAUGUAUUUACAAACGCGCUUCGCAAUAAACGUACGGUUUUAUUAAAUGUAAAAAGAACGCUGUUUAAGGUGAGCUUUCAUCUAUUAAAUGAUGAGAUAAUUUUACUGAAGUGUGCCUGGAAUUUACGUCCAUGUAUUGUUGUUCUUUCCUUUCACGGCUGGGCGUCGGGAUGGCGAGCAUGAGCUCCACGCUCGUCGAGACGGUGUCCAUCAACUAUGAGGAUUUUAACGAGAGCUUCCUCACUUGCGGCACUUGUUUAUGCACUUAUGAUGGAGGCGAGCACACCCCUAAGCUUUUGCCGUGUUCACAUACCGUCUGCUUGCACUGUCUCACUCGAAUAGCUGCCUCGCAAACUAGAGACGCUGGAAGCUUCAGAUGCCCGAUAUGUCGCGAAUUAAUCACCAUACCUCGUGGCGGAGUUGCAGCUCUACCUCCAUCGUUUCUCGUGAACCAGUUACUGGAUCUAAUGGCUAGGCAGAGAAGAGAAGUAAUACCCCAGUGCAGUUCACAUCCCGGUAGAGAGUUACUCUUCUGUGAGACUUGCGAUUGCGUUUUCUGUAGGCAUUGUGCAGACGGACCCCAUAGUGAUACUCCCUGUGAUCAUACCGUGGUGCCGUUUUCUAUAGCGUUAAAAAGAAUGUCCGAGAUAUUGUUAUAUAGAGCCAAUGAGUGCCUGAGUAAGCUCGGUUCGGCGAGGGACGCCGUAGCGAGUGAGUUAAGAAGAUUAGAGGCGGCGGCGACGGCAGCCGAUGAAGCGAUAGAUAGACACUUCGCGGAAUUGAGAGCCGCAUUAGAUAAACGUCACGGUGAACUUAAAUCGGCUGCAGCGGCUGCCGCUACGCAUAAAAGGAAGCUGCUUGAAGAGCAAUUGAAAUUGAUCGAUGCUGAAAAAGCAAAAGUCGAAGCUGAAUGUUCGGGUCUUCAACAGCAAGUUGAAGUGCGGGAAGUGAGCAGUCGAGCUGCGGCCCUGGGAGCCCGACUCGGGGACGCGGCUGCGCUCGCGGAGCCCAGGGAGAACGCAUUCCUAGCGGUGGACUUCGCGCACAACGACGCGCAGCAGAGAUUUGCCGAGGCUUUAGCGGAAUUGGGCAGAGUUAGAACGAGUACUACCUUCCCUGGUUUAUGCACUCUGCAGUUAGAGUCAGCGUGCGUAUGCGGACUGGAGCUGGUGGUGGUGCUGCGCACGGUGGACUACCACGGCGAGGCGCGCAGCACGGGCGGCGACCCCGUCACCGCCGCCGCCAGCCUGGACGACGCGCCGCUGCCCUGCACCGUCACCGACCUGGACUCCGGCCUCUACCGCAUCUCGAUGCGGCCGUGGGCGGCGGGCGCGGUGUCGGUGCGCGUGCUGGUGUUCUCGCGCGGCGUGCGCGACUCCCCGCUGCGCGCCAGCGUGCUGCCGGCCGCCGCGCCGCUGCGCGUGUGGGGCGCGCGCGGCUCGGGCAAGGAGCAGCUCAGCCAGCCCGUCGCCGUCGCCAGGUGUCCGAAGCGCCGCGAAAUUUAUAUUCUUGAUGCUGGAAAUUCAAGAGUCAAAGUGUUAGACGAUGAGACGUUCGCUUUCAAAACACAUAUUGUUAAUGACGGAUUGGCGGGACGAAGUUGUACAGGUAUAGCGGUAACGUCCGAAGGCGUCGUCGUGGUUAACUGGCGGACAAGAACACUCACAGAGAUCAACAGCUCGGGCGGCACCGUGCGCACCAUCCGCUCGGAGCGCCUCGUGGAGCCCGUGUGCGUCGCCGCGCACGCGCCCUCGCGCCGCCUCGCCGUCGCCGACAACGGCGCGCGCGCCGUCUUCGUGUUCGACACGCACGGGAACAUCGAGCGGGAGGUCGGUAGCGGCGACAUGGGUCUCGUGGGCGGGCUGGCGCUGACGGAGGACAUGAUCGUGGUGGCGGACGUCGCGGUGCGAGUAUACGACUCCGAAGGAAACUUGCAAGCCACCCUGGCGCCCAUACCCAAAGGUCGCGGAGGAUACGGCGGCAUAGCGCUCGAGUACACGGACAGCGGCUGGCACAUCGUGUGCACGCGCUCCGUGCGCGGCCGGCCCGCGCUCGUGGUGCUGGAGGCGGGCGGCGCGGGCGGCGCGGGGGGCGCGGGCGGCGCGGGGCGCGUGCUGGCCGCGUGCGAGCUGGCCGACCGCCGGCCGCGCCGCGUCGCCGGCCUCGCGCUGCUGCCCGAGCGCCGCGCGCUGCUGGCGGACCUCGCCGGCGACUGCCUGCGGCUGCACACCUACUGGUGAGCUGUCGAACGUCGGAGAGAACUGAGCCGCCUGGAGGCGAAUCGUAAACGAAUUUCAUGCUAGUCCAAUAUUGUAACUGAGAAUCGAACUUGGCCAUAAUCUCGGACUGCGAGGGAGGUACUUGUACCAAAGUCAUUAGAGCCGUGAGUCGGCGCUUUUAAUACGAUAUUCGUAGUACUUACAGUAUUUAUUUCAUUUAAGUGUUCUUAGUUAUAUUAUUUUUAGUAUUUUUUUAUCGAUGUCGGUAUUCGAUGUCGUUAUUUCUUUUCGCGACUGAAUUAUUUUGCGGCGCACUCGUUAACUUGGCGCUGUUCGGUGAUCGCAUUAGUUAUGUACUUUAUGUGAACUUAUUUAAUUUGUUCAUGUUUUGAUUUUUUAUUUGCGUACGAUCUUAUUUUUAUGACCGCGAUUUAUAUCUGCGUUUGACAUACAGAGUCUGAAUUAAUCCGCGCAAUAAAUAUCGUACUAAAUGUACGUAAAUGUGGAUUGCGGAUCGGCCACAGUCGCUUUAAAAUCCGUAACAUCGAAACACCACUAUGUUAAGAAGAAAUCAAGCAAUAAAAUCUUAGUAAUCACAAUCGGCCAUAUAUCGCUGUGAAGCAACUCAUGACAAUAUUUAGUAAAGCGUGAAUACGUAAUCAUUACAUGUGAGAAGUUGUGCCUAUCGUAUCGUGAUUCAGCAUAUAGAGUAAACACGUUUGAGACAAUAUUAUUAAGUGGACCAAUUUCUGAAUUAUGUCUUGUUUUUAGUUUUUUU
This is a messenger RNA of Vanessa tameamea, 3363 nucleotides long. RefSeq names its product tripartite motif-containing protein 2-like. The record is from RefSeq and is a predicted model, not a curated record. Gene Ontology annotation, molecular function: zinc ion binding; protein binding; ubiquitin protein ligase activity. Bases 498 to 2606 code for a protein of 702 amino acids. The transcript has 12 exons. NCBI's taxonomy places the organism in Eukaryota, Metazoa, Arthropoda, Insecta, Lepidoptera, Nymphalidae.